AUGGACCCGGUUCAGGCCGCCAUGUUCCGGCCACCGGAAACUCCUCGUGAGCCCAUGGAGUUUCUCUCGCGCUCCUGGAGCGUCUCAGCCCAAGAAGUAUCCAAAGCCUUAUCUCCUUCCCCUGGCCAAGGCCAAGGCCCACUCGCAAAGCUCAACCUCAGCUCUGCUGUUAAUGGCGGUGGUGGGCCCAUACCUGAGGACUUGGCCGGAGAGUUAGACGAGAGUGCUAGUUUUUCUGGGAACCCUUUUUCGUUUGCUUCCUCUGAGACCUCUCAGCUUGUAAUGGAGCGUAUUAUGUCACAAUCUCAAGAGGUAUCUCCACGCACCUCAGGUCGGCUCUCACACAGCAGCGGCCCUCUCAACGGUUCCUUAACCGACAGCCCACCUGUCUCUCCCUCUGAAAUUGACGAUGUCAAGUAUGGCCGCUCAAACAACCACCACAAUACCGGGUUUAGAGCCACCGGUGCUGGCGGCACCGCCACGUCCGGUGGUGGAAAGACGGUGGGUAGGUGGCUUAAGGAUAGGAGGGAGAAGAAGAAAGAGGAGACCAGGGCGCACAAUGCCCAGCUCCAUGCUGCUGUUUCUGUUGCUGGGGUGGCUUCUGCCAUAGCCGCCAUUGCUGCUGCCACUGCCGCCUCAUCUGGGUCCGGUAAAGAUGAGCAUAUGGCCAAGACUGACAUGGCCGUGGCCUCUGCUGCCACAUUGGUUGCUGCACAGUGUGUGGAGGCGGCUGAGGCCAUGGGGGCUGAGCGAGAACACCUUGCUACAGUAGUCAGCUCUGCCGUGAAUGUCCGAUCUGCUGGCGAUAUCAUGACAUUAACGGCUGCCGCAGCAACAGCUUUACGUGGUGCAGCAACAUUGAAGGCAAGGGCAUUGAAGGAAGUGUGGAAUAUAGCAGCAGUUAUUCCUGUCGAGAAAGGGGUAGGAGUAGGUGGUAAUGGUAAUGGUAGCAACGGUAAUUCCAACAGUAGUUUCAGUGGAGAACUUGUUCCUGAAGAGAAUUUUCUGGGCGUCUGCAGUAGAGAAUUACUUGCUAAGGGUUGUGAGAUCCUCAAGCGCACCCGCAAAGGUGAUCUUCAUUGGAAAAUUGUCUCUGUUUAUAUCAAUAGGACGGGUCAGGUUAUGCUGAAGAUGAAGAGCAGGCAUGUUGCUGGGACCAUCACAAAAAAGAAAAAGAGUAAGUCACUACUUUUGUCUUUCACUAAUAAUUUGAUCAGAAUGGAGGUGGCGGGGUCUUCUUCCAUCUGGGGAUUUGCAAAAGCUAGCAGUCUAGUGGGAAAAGAUCAAAAGGAUUCUUCUUUAAUUCCAUCUUCUUUUGAAUUUACAGAUGUGGUGCUGGAGGUUAUUAAAGAUAUGCCGGCUUGGCCUGGUCGCCACCUGCUCGAGGGCGGUGAGCACCGGCGUUACUUUGGACUGAAAACAGUUAUGCGCGGAGUUGUAGAAUUCGAAUGCCGGAGCCAGAGAGAGUAUGAUAUUUGGACUCUCGGCGUCUCAAGGCUCCUCUCCAUUGCUGCAGAAAGGCACAAUAGACAUAGGGUUUGA
Messenger RNA from Prunus armeniaca (apricot), 1542 nucleotides. NCBI's taxonomy places the organism in Eukaryota, Viridiplantae, Streptophyta, Magnoliopsida, Rosales, Rosaceae. The record is from the annotation of a GenBank genome assembly.